Callorhinus ursinus (northern fur seal) is the source of this 863-nucleotide messenger RNA. RefSeq names its product chromosome unknown C19orf84 homolog (gene CUNH19orf84). Lineage: Eukaryota; Metazoa; Chordata; Mammalia; Carnivora; Otariidae. The record is from RefSeq and is a predicted model, not a curated record.
CUGCGCUCUCUAGUGUGGGAGGAGGGCCUUAAAGAGCCAGGUCCUUCGUAAGUUGACGUCGGACCUUGAUCAUAGAAACAGGAGAAAACAGUGACAGAACAAAACGGGAAGCAAUUCCGUUAUGCCGGAAUGGAGCAGGAAGCGCCAAAUCGCGAAGAAGCGGGAAUUCGAAAAGCUUAAGCGGCUUGCUUUAGGUCACUCGCUUACCCCUCCGCGCCGCCCUGGGCCCUGGAGAAACCGAGUCGAAGGUGCCAGAAGCGACUUGAGACACCCCUGUAAAGAUGGAACAGCAAGAGGAAGGGACUGGGCCCGAGGGGAACAACCUGUCCCUGCCAUCACCAGGGACCAAGCCGUGGACCCCUGCACCUUUCCCAGCCUUGCCACCUUUCCCCCUGGGCACCCCAGACCCAGCCCCCCACCUGGGGCUCCCUGAGAGCUUGGCCUCUGUCACCGUCCCCAUCCGUCUGGAUGCCCUCUCCUACCUCCUGCACAGUGCCCUGAUGGGGGCCUACACCCUUCAACAGUCCUUGCCCUCCUGCCCCUGCACCCCCCAGGCAUGCUGCACCCAGCCAGGCAUGGCCACAAGGCCAUCCAGGGGACGCGGGGGCUGGGGCGUCCAGCGCAGGCCAGGCAGGGGCCAGGGCCAGCAGCAGUGGAGACCUGGAAGGGCCAAGAGGGGCUGUCUGGGGGGGUCUGGGGCUGGCCCCAAGACUCCGCCGGUGAUGCCAGCAUCACCACCAACGCUGCCUGACCAGGAUGGGAGGAAGGAAGCCCGAGGGCAGGAGGCGCCCCAGGACGUGCCGCCUGCUGCAGCAGAAGACUGGGAGACAGAGUACUAGGACCCUGGAGGCCCAGCUCCCCAG